Messenger RNA from Saccostrea echinata, 1908 nucleotides. Its product is annotated as heat shock 70 kDa protein 12B-like. The record is from RefSeq and is a predicted model, not a curated record. The transcript is spliced from 4 exons. NCBI's taxonomy places the organism in Eukaryota, Metazoa, Mollusca, Bivalvia, Ostreida, Ostreidae. Bases 13 to 1773 code for a protein of 586 amino acids.
UUAGUUUAAAAGAUGGCUGUGGCCACACCAGAGACCAAGCUGGUGGUAGCAGCCAUAGACUUUGGCACUACUUUUUCUGGUUAUGCGUUUGCCAUGAGGGAUGACUUGGACAAGGACCCACCGAAAACAUUCGCACCUCACUGGAAUGCUCCAGAUGGCGGCCUCAUUUCAUUUAAGACCCCGACCACUGUCCUGCUGGACAAUGAUGGAAACUUUGUUGAAUUUGGUUUUGACGCAGAGACUAAAUAUGCAGAACUGGCGGAAGAAGAUGAACAUCAAGAAUAUUUCUACUUCCGCAGAUUCAAAAUGCUGCUCUAUGACAAAGUCAGAAAAAACAAAUUGACCAUAGACACAAAGGUACCAGACAUAAGAGGCAGGGAGUUGCCGGCUGUGAAGGUGUUCUCUCAUGCAAUAAGAUUUUUAAAAGACCACCUGAUAGAAUCAUUGAAAAACAGAGGAUCGAUAGUAAAGAAAGAGGACAUAGCGUGGGUUCUCACUGUGCCUGCAAUCUGGGAUGAUCCUGCAAAGUUUUUCAUGCGAAAGGCAGCACAAGAGGCAGGUAUUCCUGGCCAUCAGCUGAUGAUAGCGUUAGAACCUGAGGCAGCCUCGAUUUACUGCAAACAUCUUCCGGUGGAGAAAUUUGAGGGCACGAACCAUAUCAGUGUAUUUCAACCCGGCAGCAAGUACCUGGUUUUGGAUGCCGGAGGUGGAACAGUGGAUAUAACCGUUCAUGAAGUAAAAAGCAAUGGAAACUUAAAAGAGCUUGAUCGAGCAAGUGGGGGUGAUUGGGGAGGAACAAGUGUGGAUAUGGCCUUCAAGAACGCCCUAAUGGAGAUUGUAACGGAGGGAAUGAUGGAGGGGUACUGUCACAAGUAUACCGCAGACUACAUAGCAAUGUUCAGGGAUUUUGAGAUCAAGAAACGCAAACGCACAAGUGGAAACGACUCAAACCCCAAAAUAACUUUAAAAAUUCCAGCUACGUUUAUAGAAGAAUGCUCUGAAACUCUGGGUUCCGACUUAACCACCCUCACCAACAGAACCAGGUAUAGAGACCACCUCCACUGGGGAUCAGACAAAGUCAGAAUUGACCUGCCUACGUUUGAUAGCUUCUUUCAGCCCGCAUGCGAAGGAAUCAAAAAACAUUUAAAAGAAUUGUUCCAAUCACCCAAAGUAAGGGGAAUCAAGAAAAUUUUGAUGGUAGGAGGAUUUUCCGAGUCGUACAUUUUACAGGAAUCUGUCCGCAAGGCUUUCCCCGAUUGUCAAGUUAUCGUUCCCCAGGAAGCUGGGUUAGCCGUCCUUCGUGGUGCAGUCCUAUUUGGGGACAAACCCAAGGCAAUAGAGUCUCGUAUUGCAAAGUUCACCUACGGGAUUGACAUGAGCACGAAAUUUGAUGCUGCAAAACACAUGGCCUCUAAGAAAAUAGAUGUAGAAGGAGAGGAAUAUUGUGAGGACAUAUUUGAUCGCCACGUAAAAAGAGGUGACGAGUUGAUUGUCGAUGAGGCACAAGCUGAACGAUCUUAUGUUCCGUUGACCUCCCGUCAGAAAAGUAUAUCGUUUGGUAUUUAUACGUCUAAAGAGGACGAUCCUUUCUAUACCGAUGAAUGCGAAAAUAUCGGGAAAUUCGUAGUGAACGUACCACUAGGCAUAGAUGAUCGCUCCGUUGAAGCGAGAAUGAUAUUUGGUGGAACUGAACUCACCGUGGAGGCCAAAGUAGUUAAAACAGGGGACAUUAUCCCUGCGGAAUUUGAAUUACCAGAAGAGGAAAAGAUUUAAGAAUUUUUCAGAUUUUCUUUCUGAUACAAUAUUACUAGUAUUCAAUAAAUACUAGAUUAGACGUUAAUAGUGAAGAACCAAACGAAUCCACAAUAGUUUUUAGAUUUCAGGUAGAACGUUCUUAAGUAUUUUUUU